AGUGAAGCAGUGUACCAACAUUCGGGAUGGCAGCAUACUUCGCUAGAUCAGUUUCUGUUUCAAAGCUAAAAAUAUAAAUGUGCGCAUGCGCAAUAUCACACACUAUUCAUAAUACGGCACGAAUAUACAAGGAAGCAAUAUUUUUAUUUACGAUUAAUUUCUUUUAAAUUAUUAGCAGUUCGUUGAAUAAAAUUAAAUACAAACUUAAUAAAAACACUUGAAAGUAUCGCGUAAUCAGUGCAGCUUCAACUCCUGAUUUAUGCUGGUCAAUAUGUCACGAUACAAGCAGCCUAAGAAGUUGGAGACGCUAGCAUUAAGCGGUCUUGGAGAUUGGAUAGCACAACAAGCUGAACAACAAAUGCUACCAAUUAUAAUGCUUUCGCAACGUGACACCAACGAAGCUCAAUCAGUUCUGACACGUAAUAUCGAUAAAAUUCGAGUAUAUUUAGAUAUUAACGUUCCUUGGAUGCUUCACGACUUAUUGGUAAAUGAAACUAUUAGAGCACUAUCAGAACUUCUUGAAAAGACCAAGCAGUCUAUGGGAUUUAGACGCAACAUGGGGAAAUUUGUCAGUCAAAUGAAUGUAAUUAUAAGAAUGGCUGAAGUGUUGUUUACAAAAAAACUAACAAUCGUGUCAAUUGACACCAUUCCGAAGAUGUUGCGUUCUGUUUUCUACUCCAAGCUAUACAUGCUUAACGGAUUAGUCUUCUUAAACUUAGGAUCAUUAUCCGGAGGUUGGAAAACGGCAGACAUGGAAGAUGCCAUUAUUAAAUCAUUAAAAGAGUUACAUCGCUUAAAAUGUUUAACUAUGAAUUAUGAUUGUACGAAUAAUAUACUACAAUGUAUAGUAGAUAAUUGCCAUCUUCUAGAAAAAUUAGACGUCUCUUGUUCAAAAUGCAUUACUAACGACAGUAUGGAUAUUGUUACGAAAAUUAAAAAGUUAAGAAGCAUUCAGCUUUACAGAACUUUUGUUACUAUGGAAGGAUUUAUAAAGUUGUUAUUGAAGUGCAAAAACCUCGAAGAUAUAGGCAGAUGUGACGAAAUAGGCAAGAUUUUAGAGCACAUUGAUCUUAAUUAUUCAGAUGGGAUAACAUUUCAUUUGAAGACUUAUGUUAGUCGCUAUGCAACAAACAAUCAAUUACAAUUAGCCGUUCAAAUGUGUCCCUAUAUAAGAAGCAUGACUGUUUUUCACAACACUUUACAAAGUGAUCUAAUGGUUUUAAUAGGUUUGCAAGACCUCAGAGAACUUAAGUUAUUAUCAUGCGACUUUUAUGCAGAUCAAAUAAAGCAAGUUCUACAAGUCAAAGGUUGUAAUCUUGUACAUUUACACUUAGAGCACGUCGAUCAAAUUGAUUUAAAUGCACUUAUGUAUAUAAGUCAAAUGUGCCCUUUUUUAGAAAGUCUUACUUUAUAUAAUUGUACACUUAUACAGCAUACGUCUUUAUACACAAAAAAAUUAGAAAUUGAACCUUUUCGUAAUCUUAAAAAAAUUACUUUCGUAUCUACGUGCACAGAAGAACAAUUACUAUUCAUUCUCACGAAUUGCUUGAAUGUACAAUUCAUUCAUAUAGGGACGGCAAUUCAACUUACUGACGAUGUAAUGUUUAAAAUAUUAGACAAAAAUCCACUGAUUUAUUUGAAGGAAUUACGUAUAAUGCAAUCUGAUUACUUAUCAAUGAUAUCUGUAGACAGAAUUAUUCAAAGUUGUAUGAGUUUGGAAAUAUUGGUAGAGUUAGAAAGUUGGUCUCUUUUGACCGAAAAUGAUCGUGAACAUAUUAGAAACUAUAUCAAAAUAAACAAUUAUAAUAUAGACACGGCUCCAAUCAGAAGAUAUGACGUUUAAAAGCCAUAUUAAGCAAUAUGUACUACCUAAUCUACAUUACCUACCUACACAGGAACUUGCUAUAAUAAUAUGGUUGAAUAUAAUUAUAAUGCAAAGGUGAUAAAGCAUAGCUGCUAGUGCUAGGUAUAAUACGAGUAUACCUACUUACAUAGGUACUGACUGAAGUAUCUAUCAGCAUGGGGUGCCGGGUGUCCCUCGAAUGCAAUGCUAUUCAGCACGAAAGGAAGACUUAAUUUUAGGUACUUUCAAAAAUAAUUCAAAUCAUAUGCAUAGAUUUUUAAUUGACUGGUUGGACCACAUUCGACCUGAGAAAUGUUGAUUCCCAUCGGGGAGAUGGGACCUCCUGUUAACCCCUACAUGGGAUGAAAUUUCAAUUUCCAUCUUCCACCAAUAGGGUAGACAACAUUUUUUUAUUUUAAUGUCAGUAGAUUAUUUCAAAAUAUUAGACACGUAUUUUUUAUUUUAUUACGGAAACAAAUACUUUCUAAGAUUAUCUAUCUAUUGAUUGGAAAUGACGUCACUUCUAGGUAUAUUUUAUACGUAGAAAUGACGUAUUUACUCCCACUCCUUAACUUUGAUCCGUUUUUUCUAAGUAUUGUUAUGUUAUAUGACAAAAUAAAAAAUAUGUGCCUAAUAAUUUUUCAUUACCUAACUGAUGGACUUAAUAAAGUUUUAAUACCCUCUCAUCAUCCCUAUUACCUACAUAUUUGGAAUUAGAUGCCACGAAAUUUCUCAUAAUUGCCCCAGAAAUAAAAGAACGAUCAUGAGGUAUAUCCUCGAUCUAUGGUCACGUGAAUAACGUCCACAUCACAUUGACGUAACUUGAGAUGUUACAGCACCGUUCCACAUUGAAGACCCCAGCAUGGUUCGUGCGAUUACGUUAGUGUACAGUAAGUGUGGAGUUGCAUCCAAAUAAUACUAAAUGGCUCGAGUUGAUAUUGGGACAAUCCCUUUCCAAGUUGUAUGUGCUACGUCUGCAAACCUGUGUAGUUCUGAUUGGAACCUGUAUGCAACUACUUAUUGUAUUUUAAUAAUUAUGUAAAAAGGAAUGUUAGACUAAUUAAGAGCAUAAUAUAUUUAUUAAAACUUCAUUUUUAAUAAUUACAUUAUUUAUUGUAUCAAA
Molecule: messenger RNA, 2966 nt
Organism: Spodoptera frugiperda (fall armyworm)
Lineage: Eukaryota; Metazoa; Arthropoda; Insecta; Lepidoptera; Noctuidae
Exons: 2
Coding region: 260-1843 (527 amino acids)
Biological process (GO): SCF-dependent proteasomal ubiquitin-dependent protein catabolic process
Cellular component (GO): SCF ubiquitin ligase complex
Source: RefSeq, a predicted model, not a curated record